Trichoderma reesei QM6a is the source of this 861-nucleotide messenger RNA. RefSeq lists its product as uncharacterized. Gene Ontology annotation, cellular component: mitochondrion. The coding region runs from base 1 to 861 and encodes 286 amino acids. The transcript is spliced from 2 exons. The record is from RefSeq and is a predicted model, not a curated record. Lineage: Eukaryota; Fungi; Ascomycota; Sordariomycetes; Hypocreales; Hypocreaceae.
AUGGUCCGGCAAUAUGCAACACAGCCCUCCCGGAGCAGGACAAUGAGAGAGAUGGAUCGCGCGGCUCGCGCAGGCUCCAGCAAGAUGACGAAGGAGCAGAGCAUCUCGCAGCUGCAGAAGAUGGCAAACGCGGAAUACUUCAAGGAUGGAGGGGGGCCGCUGUUUCCAGGCACGUUCGUAUCCCUUCCGCUGUCUCGCCUGCCGCUGAACCCUGCGGACUUUGCGCAAUACCAAUGGCACCGGUUGAGGCACUGGGUGAUUGAGACCGUUUCUUUGCUCAACUUCAAGCUGAAAUCCAUGCCCAACUGGACGACUCGACCCCAGUGGAAAGCUCGGCGCGGCAAGAUUGCGCCCACAGCCAAGGCUCUGUACCAGGAAGUUCUGGAAGCGUUUGCCGCGGGAGAUAAGGCGACUCUGGAGAGGAUCUGCGUCAACGAUUUCGCAAAGAAGCUCAUUGCGGCUAUCGAUCGCCGUAACCCCAGAGAGCGAGUCCACUUCGAGGUGACCAAGUACAACAACCCGCUCUUCUACCCUAAAAGAACGGCACACCAGAUUCACCAGAUCAACAUGUACGACAAGAACCUCAUGACUGAGCAGGCGGUCGUUGCCAUCUCCUCUACGCAGCAGGUGUCCCGAUAUGACGCAUCUACCGGAGAAACCAUCCCCGGAAGCGUCAAGAUCCAGGACAAGGUGGAAUAUGUGGUGCUCUCAAGGCAGGUCAACGCAGUUACGUUCGAGGCGGGUCCGUGGAGAGUUUGGGGAACAACGGCGCCCACGACGUUGGAGACGUAUCUGGAAGAGAAGGAGGCCAUUGACAAAGAGCAGGCCAGGCGAGCCGGAUGGAAGCCAGCGUCCAAGUAG